UGUCCAAGAUUCGAUGACUCGGACGAACAGUACACAGCCGGAAUAAUUCCUGUCCCAAGACCCAUUCAUUUGCCAUUGAAGAGUCUUUCACUAAAAGUACUUGGACUCGCAGCGGGAAGAGCUCACUCUUUAAUUUUAACCAGUGAGGGAGUUUUCACGUUGGGCAACAACGGUUAUGGACAAUGCGGAAGGCCCAUUAUAGGAAACGAAGAAUAUGCGCAGAGUCGAGUUGUCCAUCAUAUUCCUAACGUCAAAGGUGAAAACAUAACUGGCGUUGCUGCCAGCCAGGAUCAUAGCAUUCUUUUAACAGAAAAGGGUAGAGUUUACACUUUUGGUUGGGGCGUCGACGGCCAAACUGCUCUGGCUCACUACAAAAAUGAAUGGCAACCGUCCCUGGUCAAAGGUGAUCUGACUGGUCAGCAUAUAACCAGAUUGGCAUGCAUCGCCGACUGCGUUUUGGCUUUCAGUGACAAGGGAAAAGUCUUUGGCUGGGGCAACUCGGAAUAUGGACAACUUCCAGGCAAAGGCGAUAAUCACGAAAUCAAUAUCACCACAGAAUUAGUGAUUCCUUCGGAAGUUGGGCACGUUGUUGACAUCCCUGCUGGUGGCAGUUUUUGCAUGCACUUGAACAGCACUGGCAAUGUCUACGUUUGGGGCUACGGCAUUCUCGGAUUCGGACCUGAAGUUCUGACGGUUGACAAACCUACUCUCAUUCCUCCCACCCUCUUCGGUGCCAACCCCUACGACAAAAAUCUUAAGGUUUCGAAGAUCUGCUGCGGUAUCAGCCACCUCGGAGCUGUGACCAACACGGGCGAUCUCUACAUGUGGGGUAGAAACAAAUUCGGUUUCCUGGGCCUCGGUAAUCGAAAUGAUCAAUUUUUCCCUCUGAAGGUCGCAAUCGGAGCGCAGGUGAAAAGAGUUGCCUGCAGAGUCGACCACACAGUGACGCUGUGUAAACCCUUCAUUUGAAUAAAUUGUGGAAAAUUAUGAAAAUGAAAACAAGCAAACCCCAGAAGAAAACGUAAUUAAUAUUUUACGUUAGAACUUUAAACGAAUCAGUGAAACUCGAUUCCCCUGUAAAUAUCAGAAAAAAUAAAAAUGUAAUUUGC
Molecule: messenger RNA, 1109 nt
Organism: Venturia canescens
Lineage: Eukaryota; Metazoa; Arthropoda; Insecta; Hymenoptera; Ichneumonidae
Product: RCC1-like G exchanging factor-like protein
Exons: 6
Biological process (GO): positive regulation of mitochondrial translation
Cellular component (GO): mitochondrial inner membrane
Molecular function (GO): guanyl-nucleotide exchange factor activity; rRNA binding
Source: RefSeq, a predicted model, not a curated record